Molecule: messenger RNA, 1912 nt
Organism: Capsella rubella
Lineage: Eukaryota; Viridiplantae; Streptophyta; Magnoliopsida; Brassicales; Brassicaceae
Exons: 8
Coding region: 66-1706 (546 amino acids)
Molecular function (GO): microtubule binding
Source: RefSeq, a predicted model, not a curated record
AUUACAUGUUUUGCUAAAAUCUGUGGAAAAUUCUCGAUUGGUAAAGGCACUUUUUGUGUGUUUCCAUGGGAGACAACAACGAGAACUGGAGAAACGAGCUUCUUCAAGAUAUCGAUGGUCUUGAUCUGAUUGAUGUCUCCACCGAGGAUGAUAACCUCCUUCUCUUCUCGUCCCUCCUCGAUCCAUCCAGCUUUGAAUUCUCAGAUACUGAUAAGGAAGACAGAGGUCUUGGUUUGUUUGGUGAUGAAGAGAUUUUGGUAUCUACUACUUUGCAAGAGAAGGAACCUCUUAAGAUGAUGAAGACUAAUUUGCGCAAAAGUCUUGCUUGGGAUAAAGCCUUUUUCACCAAUCCAGGUGUUUUGGAACCGGAUGAACUCUCUAGCAUGAUGGAGAGAAAGAAUUUACCAACCAUUCAGGAGGAUCUGCAUAGAUCAACAGAGUCCAUAUCUACAUUGAAAAGUGACUGCACUGUUGAGACUGGUCAUGAGUUUGUUUCAUUUGAUGAUGUAAGAGGGUCAAUCCAAAGGUCUGAUGCAGCAACACCUGACAAGACUAAUGGAUUGAGAGCAACAGAGACAACACCUAGCCCAACUACAAGUACACUAGACGACCCUGGCUCUGAGGAAAAGAUGACACCAAAUCCUAUUCGUAAAAGGCCAAGUAUUAGGGCGCAAGGAUUAGUAAAAGGGACAAAGAAGCCCAUCGCUUCAUCAGAACACAAUACUUCCAUUUCCAGGCCAUCCACUGGACUCAGCAAAACUAUCAGAGCUUCAGUCGAUACUAACAAAGCCAAACAAGAAACGAAUCCUAAAUUAUCUGGGGGUAAAGAGCCUUUGGCUUCCAGACUUCCAAUUUCAAGAAGGACUCGACCUACUGUAUCAACACCUCUAGUGCCUUUUAAAUCUGCUUCACGUUCUUCACUUGCCUCCAAGAAUGAAUUGACAUCUUCUUGCUCCUCACUUGAGAGCUGUCUCAGUGUUUCGUCAAUCACUUCUAACAAGUCUUCUCUAAAUUCAGUAAAGCAGAAGAAAGAUCAGAGUUUAAGAAUAGCUACCCAUACUUUGGCAAAUAGACCAACAUCCCGGGCAGGAUCUAAAGUUAUAGGCCAGCCUAAAGUUUCACCCCUCUCAGCCAAUAGGACGUACAAUUCCAAGCUUAAUGUUUCACGUCUAAGUGCUAGUGUUGACUGGUCAUCCGAAUCACUGCGAGCUUCAACACCUAAUAAACUGGCUAAAGGCAACAAGAAAACUGUCUUUGGUGAAAGCAGCCCUGCAACACGGACUUUGAAGCCUUUUAACAAUUCUAAAGAUGUAUUUGCUGUCCAAGAUGACACUAAGUCGGAUAAAGGAGGUGCAAAAUGUGGUUCACUUGUCAAUGGCGGUGCUGUGCCCUCUGCUUCCAUGAUGAAACCAACAGGACUCCGCGUGCCAUCACCCAAAAUUGGCUACUUUGAUGGAGCGAGGAGCAGCGUUGCACGAACACCCACAGGAUCGUGUAAUAGUCUUGUAAGUGGCUUGGCAAAACAUGGAGCUCGUACUCCCAAUGGAUCAGCUACUAGUAGAACCACGUCUGCAAAGUCCCAACCUACAAUGUCUAAAGCAAAGGCCAGUCCUGUUUCAAGGAAUUCAAGGCUGAUUGUCUCAGCUUCACCAAAGCUUACCAGCAAAAUGUAUUCAAAAGUCAGUGCAGAGGAACAACUCGGAUAAUGUAGCAACGGUAAUGAAGCCAAAUCACUUGCAACUUCGUAUAAUAUACAGCUUUUAAGUAAAGACCAGAUGGACAAGUGCUCUAUCAUGAAUAGUUUUGAUUAGUACUUGCAGUCUGGUUUGCUAUGGAUUUUAUGAAGUAUAAAAAUCAACUUGUAUAUCAAGUUUUGAAACCUUCUAUUCAAAAAUACAGUAUACUUUUAUUA